AUGAGAGAAACAACAUAUAGAUCAUCUCCAUUCGAAAAGCAGAACAAAUUAACAAAUGGUCUCUUUAAGGAUUGUCAGAGGUUUAAUCCUCGAAGUAAGUUUACUGAAGAAAACUAUGAAAAUGCUACUGUCUUCGCCAAAUUAAGAAGGGCUGGGUUAGAUAAGAAAAAGGCACUCAAAUAUUGUUAGACUCAGCAUUGCAAAUUGGAUACUACUCAAAAUGACUUUGGACCCCCGGGUUAUAAAAUAUUCAAAUAACAUUAUGACCCAAUCAAAUAAUAUUAAGGUUGGCAACUGGAUGGGAAAAUCAAAUUGAAAGAUUAAGGGGAGUAUGAAAGAAUAAGUAAAGAUAUUAAUUUAGGCUUGAGAUAACAGCCCAAUGAAGAUUUGUACUAGUUGUACAAUAGUUUAGCUGAGACUCAUCGAAAAACUGUAGAAAGAUGCAACUUCACUGAACUGUCAAGAUAGGAAUUAAUAAUGAAAUUGAGAUCGUUGACGAGAGAUGACAAUAGAAAAUACAACACUCCCAUUUACUAAUUGAGAAGACAUAAUGAAAUUUAUUAUGAAUUGGCUGAUUACUUUGAAAAAUACCAGCCUCCCUCAAUUAAAUCUUUAGUUACUGAAUUAGAAGCCUUUGAUGACAUAGUGCCUAGGAAAUAUAUUAAAUAAUUUUAUUUAGAGUAAAAAUCAACUGGGAAUAAAAAAAAGAAAUUAAAAUAAGAAGCUACCGAAAAAAUAUAGAGGCGUUCAAGAAUACUGAUGGAAUUGAAUGCUCUGUUUUCUCCAGUAAGAUCUGAUAACUCGAAUAAAAGAUCUGUUUUCUUUAAAUAAGAUUAAAUUUGGUAAGUUCAGAAUGACUCUGCAAUAACAAGUCUGUUGGAUAUGGAUGAAAGUAGUAUUUGUAAAAGUGCUGAGAGAAAUAGUAUUUCCUUUUUUCGUUCUGCUAAAAUCAGGUUGACAGAGGAACAAGAAAGAAUUAACUAGCUCUAAGAUUCUUUGAAAAAGGUGAUUAAAACUAAUAUAGAAAAUAUAAAUUACUCCAAAAAAUAAAAUAACAUCCUAACUUGA
Paramecium tetraurelia is the source of this 1068-nucleotide messenger RNA. RefSeq lists its product as uncharacterized. The transcript is spliced from 2 exons. Lineage: Eukaryota; Ciliophora; Oligohymenophorea; Peniculida; Parameciidae. The record is from RefSeq and is a predicted model, not a curated record.